This is a messenger RNA of Cyprinus carpio (common carp), 2991 nucleotides long. It is a transcript of the gene mturn, whose product is annotated as maturin, neural progenitor differentiation regulator homolog (Xenopus). Gene Ontology annotation, biological process: regulation of signaling; positive regulation of megakaryocyte differentiation. The record is from RefSeq and is a predicted model, not a curated record. Lineage: Eukaryota; Metazoa; Chordata; Actinopteri; Cypriniformes; Cyprinidae. Gene Ontology annotation, cellular component: cytoplasm.
AUGUGUUGUGAUGUGACGUCAUCCUGCCAAAGGACAGGCGUUGUUCUCCGCACAGGAGGACUGAACCGGGUCCGGCCCUGCUGGUCCAUUUCUGGAAGACUCCAGUACAGGCCGAUAUGAGACAGUGAGAGCCCAACAGAACCAGAAUCAUCUGCGAUCACCAUGACGACGCAGCCUUAGUGCUCAGCAUCCGCAUCAUCAGCAUCAUCCGCGGCUCAGGUGCGCCGCUGCGCGCGUCCGUCCGUCAGGCAGGAUGGAGUUCAAAGAGCUGGUGGACGCCGCCGAGAAAUGGUGCUCCGGGAACCCGUUCGACCUGAUCUUCGCCGAGGAUGUGGACGAGAGGCGACUGGACUUCUACGCCGAGCCCGGCAUCUCGUUCUACGUGCUCUGCCCGGACAAUCUCACCGGAGGAAACGACAAUUUUCACGUGUGGAGUGAGAGCGAGGACUGUCUACCGUUCCUGCAGCUCGCGCAGGACUACAUCUCCUCCUGCGGGAAGAAAACACUGCUGGAGGUACUGGACAAAGUCUUCAGAUCCUUCAGGCCUCUCCUGGGUCUUCCAGAUAUUGACGAUGACACAUUCGAUCAGUAUCACGCAGACGUGGAGGAGGAACCAGAGCCAGACCACCAGCAGAUGGGUGUGAGCCAGCAAUAAUGCCCAGCAGAGAGGCUCUGUGCUGGGCCACAGUCUCUGCAUCAAGCCCUGCUCUCCUAACCUUACUCGCCUGGCUCUUCUUCUAACAUACACAAACACACACCACACCAUUAAACCCUUUAAAAUCUGGACAGCUUUUCCUGCACCCUGAUUUUAACUCAAAUGAUCAUUAUUUCAUUAUUAUUCAAGCAAAGACAAAACAAAUAACUCAUUCCCAGCCUUUAUUAUAUAUAUAUAUAAUAUAUAUAUAUAUAUAUAUAUAUAUAUAUAUAUAUAUAUAUAUGACCUGUCAUGUGACUGGAUGUAGUAGAUCAGAAACUUAUGUUCAGAAUGGUAUACUAGUGCACUGCUGUCACAUGAGCUCAUUACUUUGCAUGUUUAAUUCAGUGUCAUGCAGCGAAAAUUAGGAUGUUUUGCAUUUCGCAUCCAAUUUUGUGAUAAAAGCAUUUGAAUUCUUGACAAUGUGAUCAAAUUUAAAAAAUUGCAGUCUGUAUCACAUCCUAUUCAUUCAUCAGAUUGGAAAUGGAAGGUAAAUGAUGCACAUUUUGUUAAAUUCUGUCAUCCGGGUAUUUCUUGCAAACACAAAAUUUACAUGCAAAAUACUUAUAGUGGUAUGCUAGUAUGUUAUUCUGAACAUAACACUUGUGAAUUUGCUUAAGGUAAAUAAUUAAGGAAAGUCACUUUUUAUGUGCACCGAUGAAUUAAGACCAGGAACAUGUAGUAAGAAAGUAAAUAUGGUCAAUUAUUUUGAGUUCAUGUUGACUGUAGAGAAUCUAGAUAUCCGUGAAUAAGACAUUUAACCCCAGGUCUUGUACUUUAAAUCUCUCCAAAAUACCUGCUAAGUGACAAAUAACCAAAGCUGAUUGCAAGUGCAUACAAAGUAUCUGUGGUCAAUGAUCAAAUUAAACAAGAUCAGAAGGUAAAGUCUGAUUUUCGCUGGGGCAGAGGUGAUGAGGUAAGUGUGUUUUUGGGUGGGUGAGACGUUUAAACAGACGCUUGAUUAAUCCUCUCUUUGCCUUUAUUGUCUUUUGAUUGUAUUCAUCAACAUCCUCUGACUUCAGAACAGUUAACUCAAAACUGUGUAUCUAAGUCUAAACUCUUAAAAUAAAGGUUCUUCUGCGGUUCGACACUGAAUGCAGUUCUUACCAAGAUCCAUUUUUGGCCUCAUAGGGUUCUUGAGUUGAUAUGGACUUCUUUAAAGGUGCUCUGUACGUCUAUCAGAUGUUUGUAUGCUAUCUGGGUCACUAUCUUUCGAGUUCUCGAUGUGUUUUGUGAGAAGGGGUGAGAUUUUGGUCUGAGAUGCGCUGCUCCUGUGCAACAUCUAGUAGUUGAGAAAUCAUAGCACCUUGAAAGAAGGCAUUGAUUAGUAAGUUCUUAAAAAAUCUGUUUUUAUAGCAUUUAUUUUAAAGAACCAGAGACUGAAUAGUUGGAACUUUAAUGUGACAUCAAACUGUAAAACCUGGUUAUCACCAGAACCUUUAUUUUUAAGAGUAGGCCUAUAUCAGCUGAUUCAGGUGACUGCUGUGUAACGGUCAUGUGACCUGAUGUAGCAGUUGCCACGACCUGUUUAAAGCAUCAUCCAAACACGUCAUGAUGAAAGGACUGCGCAGACAGCCACAGGAGAGGUUCCUCUGGGACAUACUGUGUGUGAGUUUGCUGAUGUUACACAUGUGGCCGCUACACUUCUUCUGUCUUCUGCUUCCAUAGUGUCUUCCUGCACACGCCCAGUCUAAAGUGAAGCGUAGAGAUGAAUUAAACCAACAUUAAAUGGAAGUGUUACUGAGAUCAAAGCUGCUGUUUUUAUGUAGUUAUGUAACCGCUCUGUACCAGAUUGUGAUAUUUAUUUUAUUUUACCGUUUAUUUAUUUCUCCCAUGGUUUAAACUUCUCAACUUUGCCACUUUUUGUAUAAUUUUAAUUUCUCUUAACCUUUUAAAAAUGUAUUUGUUUGUGUAUAUGUAUUAUUUUUUUUCACCUGACUGUCUUCAUUGUAACAGUGAAAGCUUUAUACCGGAUUUGUGAUUUCUAUUUUAUUAAUUAUUUCUAUUAUUUAUUAACAUUUAUCUAUUGCUUAUUAUUAGCACUUUUAUGAUUUAUUUAUUUACUCCUUUGUGUGUGUAAAUGCAUUUGUGGAUGAUAUUUUCGUCACCUUUAUAACUAACAAGAAGAUUGUUCAGAUCUUACAGUGUGGUAAUUGGAAAUAUUGUUAUUGAUUUUAGAUGAAUAUUGAUCAGCCUGUUGAACCUGUCAUUUAAAAUUAAACUGGAGUAAAAUUCGUUUGGGUCAGCAUGUACUGUAACCUGAAAUUCAACAAUUAAAUUUGAACCUUAUGAGUGUA